AUGAACAUCCUAGAAUGGGCAUUCGGCAAACGCAUGACGCCAGCCGAGCGUCUGCGCAAGAACCAACGCCUCCUCGAUAAGGCCAUACGCGAGAUCGAUCAGCAGAAAGUCAAGCUCGAGAGACAGGAGAAACAGCUCGUCACCCAGAUCAAGCAGAGUGCCCAGAAGGGCCAGAUGGGAGCGGCCAAGAUACAAGCAAAGGACUUGGUGCGCACACGAAGGUACAUUGAAAAGUUCUACGGACUCAAGAGCAAUCUGCAAAAGAUAUCCUUGCGGCUUCAGACCCAUCGGACCAACGAGCAGAUGAUGCAGGCCAUGAAGGGCGCCACCAUGGCUCUGGGAAGCAUGAACCGAACCAUGAACCUCCCCGCCUUACAACGGAUUGCCAUGGAGUUUGAGCGCGAGAACGACAUAAUGGAGCAGAGGCAAGAGAUGAUGGACGACGCCAUCGACGACGCCAUGGAUGUUGGUGUCGAGGAAGAGGGUGACGAAGUCGUAGAGCAGGUGUUGGAGGAGAUAGGCGUCGAUCUGAAUCAGGCCCUCGGGGAGACGCCCACAGGUCUACAAUCCGAUAAAGUUGCCGAGAAUAGAGUGGCCCAGGCCAUCGGAGGUCCCAGCGGAGGCGGUGAUUCUGCGGAUGACGACCUUCAGGCUCGUCUUGACAGUCUAAGGAAGUGA
This is a messenger RNA of Xylaria bambusicola, 678 nucleotides long. RefSeq names its product Snf7-domain-containing protein. Lineage: Eukaryota; Fungi; Ascomycota; Sordariomycetes; Xylariales; Xylariaceae. Bases 1 to 678 code for a protein of 225 amino acids. The transcript is spliced from 5 exons. Gene Ontology annotation, cellular component: ESCRT III complex; multivesicular body. Gene Ontology annotation, biological process: endosome transport via multivesicular body sorting pathway; late endosome to vacuole transport; protein transport. The record is from RefSeq and is a predicted model, not a curated record.